This is a messenger RNA of Eubalaena glacialis (North Atlantic right whale), 2602 nucleotides long. It is a transcript of the gene MKRN2, whose product is annotated as makorin ring finger protein 2. Gene Ontology annotation, biological process: protein polyubiquitination. Lineage: Eukaryota; Metazoa; Chordata; Mammalia; Artiodactyla; Balaenidae. Gene Ontology annotation, molecular function: metal ion binding; ubiquitin protein ligase activity. The transcript has 8 exons. The record is from RefSeq and is a predicted model, not a curated record. The coding region runs from base 136 to 1386 and encodes 416 amino acids.
UACAAAGGUGCCGCACGGGGACGACGGCGUGCGCCGGCGUGACGCGGCCGCGCGGGAUGGGCAGGGCCGAGGCCUAGGCGGCGACGAGAGCGAGAGGCGGCAGCGGCGUGACGGCGGCCGUUCCACCCGACCGCCAUGAGCACCAAGCAGGUCACUUGCAGGUAUUUUAUGCAUGGUGUGUGUCGGGAAGGAAACCAGUGCCUGUUCUCACAUGACUUGGCAAACAGCAAGCCAUCUACCAUCUGCAAAUACUACCAGAAGGGCUGUUGCGCCUACGGAACUCGUUGCAGAUAUGAUCACACGAGGCCCUCUGCUGCAGCUGGUGGGGCCAUGGGCACUGUUCCCCACGGGGUGCCCUCCCUGGGUUUCCACAGUCCUCGCCCUCCUUCUGACCUCACUGCAUCAAUCGUGAAAACUAACUUACACGAGCCUGGGAAACGUGAAAAGAGGACAUUGGUACUUAGAGACCGAAAUCUCUCUGGCAUGGCUGAAGAAAAGACUUGCCCAAGUGUGGUGAGUAAUCCCGGAGGCUGCAGCGACCCGCAGAACAGCCCGGAGCUGAAGCCGCAUUCCUACCUAGAAGCAAUCAGGAGUGGUCUCGACAACUUAGAAGCUAGCAGCUCCUACAGCAGCGAGCAGCAGCUGUGCCCCUAUGCAGCUGCUGGGGAGUGCCGAUUUGGGGAUGCUUGUGUCUACCUGCAUGGGGAAGUUUGUGAAAUCUGUAGGUUACAAGUCCUGCACCCGUUCGACCCAGAGCAAAGGAAAGCUCACGAGAAGAUCUGCAUGUCAACAUUCGAACACGAGAUGGAGAAGGCCUUUGCCUUCCAGGCGAGUCAGGACAAAGUGUGCAGCAUCUGCAUGGAGGUUAUCCUCGAGAAGGCGUCAGCCUCGGAGCGGAGGUUCGGGAUCCUUUCCAACUGCAACCACACGUAUUGCCUGUCCUGCAUCCGGCAGUGGAGGUGUGCCAAGCAGUUUGAGAACCCAAUCAUCAAGUCUUGUCCAGAGUGCCGUGUGAUAUCAGAGUUUGUAAUUCCAAGUGUGUAUUGGGUAGAAGAUCAGAAUAAAAAGAACGAGUUGAUUGAAGCUUUCAAACAGGGAAUGGGAAAAAAAGCUUGUAAAUACUUUGAGCAAGGCAAAGGGACCUGCCCGUUUGGAAGCAAAUGCCUUUACCGCCAUGCUUACCCUGAUGGGCGGCUAGCGGAACCAGAGAAACCUCGGAAACAGCUCAGUUCUGAAGGCACCGUGAGGUUCUUUAAUUCAGUGCGGCUCUGGGAUUUCAUUGAGAACCGAGAGAGCCAGCAUGUCCACAACACUGAAGACGUCGACAUGACAGAGCUUGGGGACCUCUUCAUGCACCUCUCCGGAGUGGAGUCAUCAGAACCCUGAAGAGUAGGUGGUCGCCCUGCGUCUUCGGCUCCACCAGCCGAGCCUUCCCCAAGCCAGGGUGUGCAGAGCUUCCUUCACAGCAGCCUGGGGUGGCGUGUCACUUGGAUUUGAGUGGGGUUGUACUUAACCUUGGUCUCAUCCACUCCAUUAUUACAGCCAUGGGAAGAGCGAGGAUAUAAAAUAACCUUAACACAUAUAUGGAAUCGCUGCUUCUCUAGUUGCUAUUUAUCUUAGUUGCACCUCAAACUCCUCAGGGGGGCCAGCUGACCAGCCAGAGUUUUCAUUGAUUGAUUCAGACCAGCCUGGCUCCCGUCCUCGAGGACCGUGCAGCUGCCCCUAAAAGCAGCAGAUUCAUUUAUCUUACCAAAGGAUUCCUGUGUGGUGAACCUCCCUAGUAUACUGAAAUAGUGUGGUCAACACUGGAUUUGUACAUUGCUCUUCAAAAACCACGCUGCACACCUUAGCACAAAACUUGACUUAGGGUUCUGCAGUGUCCCAAAUCAGGGGAGAAGUCUUGCUGCGGGACGUUCAGCAGACAGGUAUAAACCUUCUUACCUGGGGGUGGGGGCUCUUGAAGUAGCAGGAAGCAGAGAUACAGCCCCUCUUUUACGGUUGUGUUAGGGUCACAGUCAGUCAGAGUAAUCUUGCACACAUGCCUCCAGGGAAACUCUCACCUGCUGGCUUGUGCCCUGAGGGCUCAUGUGUGUUUUUAUCUGUAAAACCUGGCUUUGAUUUGAAAUUUUAUAAAAACUUAACAGCACCCAAGAACAGUUUCUGGUUCUGAUCUAGCGGUGGUCCUGAAGAGAAUUGAGUACAAGUCUUCUGUCAUCAGUAGUGAUUUUAAUUGAAGGAACAUUCAGAACUUAAUUGAAGGAACAUAACCUUGUGAAUCAGAACUCAAUCCAAGCCUAAAUUAGACAGCUGUAGACACCAAAUGUUUUAUUAAAGAAGAAAGUCUACUCUUUACCUGAUUUGGAGUAAGAAGGGUGACAAAGGCUGAAUUCAAUUCCCAGCAGAGGCUCUGGGCCCAUUCCUGUUUCUUGAGUUCUGCUCCCAAAGGCAUGAACAAAUGGAGUUCAAGCUGUGAGCUCAGGAUUUAAAAGGAGGAAACAGCCAUUAAACCUACAUUUAAUUUAUUUUAUUAAAAUAACAAAUUGAAUAACUGUAUUUUGUCAGGCGCAAUAAAAACAAAAAUUAAACCCAAAUUAUCAAGAAA